Molecule: messenger RNA, 653 nt
Organism: Dermacentor andersoni
Lineage: Eukaryota; Metazoa; Arthropoda; Arachnida; Ixodida; Ixodidae
Product: beta-mannosidase-like
Biological process (GO): glycoprotein catabolic process
Molecular function (GO): beta-mannosidase activity
Source: RefSeq, a predicted model, not a curated record
UUGCUGCUCGGAUUAUCCAAGCUUACUUCCGCAUUAACAAUGCGUCCGGGAACGACAGAUCAGCGGGCUACGACAUGGUCUCCUACCUCACGCAGGUCAUCCAAGCUGAAGCCGUACGCACGGGCUGUGAAAGGUUCAGACGCCUGCGCGGUCACCUCUACGAUGGCCUCGGCCACAAUAUGGGCGUUCUCUUCUGGCAGCUCAAUGACAUUUGGCCUGCGCCGUCGUGGGCGUCUAUCGAAUACGGUGGCCGCUGGAAGAUGCUUCACUAUUUCUCGAAAAAGUUCUUCAGUCCCAUUAUCGUAUCGCCGUACCUGGAACGAGUGGAGGAACUCAGGGUGUUCAUCGUCAAUGACUUGCUCACACCUGUAGAAGGCGCAGUGCUGGACGUCACACUACGCUCAUCAGCGUCCUUCACUCCUCUCUGGGGAUUUCAACUGCAACCCAAGGUGGCAAGUGCCCUUUCUGUCGACCUUGGGAGCUACCCUGUAAGCGACCCGCUACGACGUCACAGCUGCUCGAGAUUCCGGCUCUGUUUCUUCUGGUUCGAACUACGCGACCAGACAACGGGAAAGCUGUUGGCUCCAGAGGCGUACUUACUUCCGGGCGACUUCAAAGAGACCCAUCUUCACUCCACAACAAUAAAGGUUUGA